GCCUCGCGGGCUUCCGUAAGAAACGUCUGGUUUGUUGACUUUUUUUCCCUCCCUUAUCCAGCUGACCUAGCAACGCAGUGGCCACAAUGACAGCAUUAACUUCCCUAUUAGUUAGUGACAUCACCUUGUUUUUGUCGAAUUUUAAAGUAAAAGAACCUCUCGACUAGUUAUUUAUUCGACUGACUAUGUCCCGCCGCAAAGCCCCUGCUAGUUAGCUUUAGCCUGUUAGCUUCUGCUUUGACGCCAAACCGGAAGCGGAUCAAAACAAACAAAAAUGGAGGGCAUCCUCUACAAGUGGACCAACUACAUGACAGGCUGGCAGCCGCGCUGGUUCGCCUUGGACGAUGGCGUGCUCUCCUACUACGACAGCGAGGACGACGUCGGCAAAGGAAGCAAAGGAUCCAUCAAGAUGGCCGUGUGCGAAAUCAAAGUCCACCCGACGGACGCCGCUCGUCUGGAGCUGAUCAUUCCCGGCGAGCAGCACUUUUACCUGCGGGCGGUGAACGCGGCGGAGAGACAGCGGUGGCUGCUGGCGCUGGGCUCGUCCAAAGCGGGGACGCCGGACGCUCACAGACACGGAGGUCCUGACUGUCUGAGGACCAAGAUGUCCGAGCUGCGUCUCUUCUGUGACCUCCUGGUCCAGCAGGUCCAAACCAUCCAGUCCCAGUCCACCACAGACCCUGAGGUCACAUCUGAGGCGUCCCUCCUCAGUGCCACCUGUGCCACCUUCAUCAGGACGCUGGAGGAGUGCAUCACCUUGACGCGGCACAGCGUGACACCUGACCUGCAACCUCCUGAAAGGAUGAGAAGGUCCGUCAGUCACCCGGGAAUGUCCACUGUGGACAGGUGGGGGGUCGCCAAAGACGGCUCGAGAUCGAAGCAGCGGCGGCACCGGGCGAGCUCGGACAGUUCCGUUUACGUUGCCGAGCCAACGUAUAAAGGUUUGCUUCCGAGGCUCAACAGCGACUCGUCCUCCAUCCCAGAGGAACGAGGGAACGGCGUGAGUCUGAAGACCACGCCCACUGACACGGACACUGAGCUCUUCUUCUGAGAAAUGUAACUUUUGUGGAGUGAGAGGUUUGUCAAACGAGCACCUUUAGACUUUUUUAUUAUUAACCUUGAAGAUGCCCGCUGAGCCCCCCACCCCUUGCCCUUCCCUCACCAUGUAAACAAGUGCCGAACAUUUUGUAGUGAUGACUGUGAAUGUGCAGAAAACACGGCAGGAACCAUGUGAAGUGUCCACCUUUUGGCUUCGCCCACACCGGACGUGUAACCUCUUCUCUCUAGUCAGUGUUGGCGAGUGGAUUUUUUUUUGUGUUUUUCUUGUGCAACUGUGACAAAAAGCGUCUUGUAACGCGACACUUUAAGACGUGGGACUUGUAGGUCUUUUUUUUUUUUUUAAACUUCAGCUUUAAAAGUCGCUUUUAAAAGCACUUUUUUGGUGAUGAUGCUGCAUCUGUCGCCAUGGUAACCGACCCUCGUUCAUCCUAACAGUGUUAAGCACGUUAAAGCACUUAAAAAUCAGCUCACAACAAUGAAAUUAAUAACAUAAUGUUUAUUAUUAUUAUUAAUAUUAUUAUUAGAAGACCUUUUGGCUGUUUUGUUUUUCUUGAACUUCUAAGGAAAAUAUGCAGGAGUUGGAAAUGUUUGUCAUCACCAAAUUAAAAGAAAAUCCUACUAA
Messenger RNA from Nerophis lumbriciformis (worm pipefish), 1681 nucleotides. It is a transcript of the gene plekha3, whose product is annotated as pleckstrin homology domain containing, family A (phosphoinositide binding specific) member 3. Gene Ontology annotation, biological process: endosome organization; retrograde transport, endosome to Golgi; receptor recycling. Gene Ontology annotation, cellular component: trans-Golgi network; recycling endosome; early endosome. NCBI's taxonomy places the organism in Eukaryota, Metazoa, Chordata, Actinopteri, Syngnathiformes, Syngnathidae. The record is from RefSeq and is a predicted model, not a curated record.